Messenger RNA from Helobdella robusta, 1062 nucleotides. RefSeq lists its product as hypothetical. The transcript has 5 exons. The record is from RefSeq and is a predicted model, not a curated record. NCBI's taxonomy places the organism in Eukaryota, Metazoa, Annelida, Clitellata, Rhynchobdellida, Glossiphoniidae. The coding region runs from base 1 to 1062 and encodes 353 amino acids.
AUGAGAUUUGGUUUUAUGAUAAAACUUUUAUCAGCACUAAUGCUUGUGAAUUCACAAACUUCUUUACAGAGUAGUGAACCAGUUGUUGGCUGGUGCGAUCCUUACGAGACAUUCUGCCUGUUCUCACCUGGGUCCAACUUAUUCGUUUCCAACCUUUUGCAGGCCCAACAAAUUUGUACUGCAAGCAAGGAGAACAGCUGGCCUCUGGAGAUACAUCAUCCUAGCGUUUCAAACGCUCUUGAUCAACUUUUAAAUAAUUUACAUCUUUCAGGCAGCAGUUUUGCUUUCGUUUUGAACGCUGAAAUGGAUGGUAAAAAAUGGAAAUGGAUAAACAACAAUUCAACUAUUAGAGACAAAAAUUGUAACGUCAAUCAGAUAAUGGGAUUUCAAAAAAACUCAAUCACGUGUUUCGAAGCAGAUGAUGCAAAAUUUCAGUUAAUCUGCGUGGCAGAUUGUUUUUCUUCAUGGGAAGUCUACAACCGCACGGGCAUGGACCAUGCUACCAACAGUCCAAUCACAACAAUAGACGAAUGCAAGAGCUAUUGUGAAAGAGACAGAACCGAUGAAUGCGUGGCUGUCGAGUGGAAUAUUAAUAUGUCAUUUAAUUCAAGAUGUUGGAUUUUUCAAAACAAAUCUGGAAACAUCAGUUUCAACUUUAUAGUAAAAAAUGAUGCUACUAUGUACAUAAUAAAUAGAACAAUUAAAUCUGUUGAUGUUUGUCUGAUUGACCUCAAGACAUAUGUCCCAAGCAUAUAUCCAUCUGUUGGAAACGUGGAAACCGUUAGGAAAACCUUCAUUGGUGAAGCAGUGGGAGGAGGUGUAUCUGGCUUGUUGGUCAUCUGCCUUGUCAUCAUUGUGGUCGUAUGUUGCUACAGGAAGCAUAACAAGUUUGUUUUGUUCAUAAGCUCGUUUGAUGUUGUUUCUAUAAGGCCGUCUGAAGUUAACAACGGAAACGAAGUUGGAACAGAGGACAAUGAUGUUUACACCAGGCCAUCAACAAUCCCAAAUCUAACCGACAAUUCACAUGAACAUUUGUAUAAAAGUUUAAAUUCAAAAAGUUAG